AUGAGCUUUAACGAUAACCGUUGGACCAGCACAGUGAGCGACUGGGUUUACCGCGAUAUUGAGCGCACUACAAGAAGACCGCUGACCCAAUGCUCAGAUUUCUUCACGAAGUCCUUCAAAGAAAAUUAUGAUGCUCUUCGUGGUUUUAUGCGAAAGGAGGAACCACUGGGCGACUCUGGCAUGCGAUCGGGACAAAUGGAAGAAUUACUGGCGUCCGCUCGACCACUUCGGAGAUCAACGGGAGUCAAGGUUAUCAAGCAACAGCUAACGUUUCGGCGUUAUCGCCUUUGUCAGAGCCUGGAAAAAAUCAACGGCAUUAGCGAUUUAUUCUCUCAAGCCCCUCAUCACCCUACAGAAAGCAUUCAAACGAUAGGAAAUGGCAUUCUUGCUCGUGCCUACAGAUUUUUUCACAAAAAUGUUCCCAUGCAACAAAUGUUCAUGUAUAAAAAGGAAACUUACUAUGACUAUGAAAGUGACAUUGUGCUGGUGCGAAUGUUUAACUCAAAUGACGUCACACUUUAUUCCAACAAAAGCCAGCAGAUAUCAGAAGGCAGUCAUGUAGAUGUGAUUUCGCGAAGUCAAUACUACAAAUGGUUUCAACGCUUUGAAAAUGGAAAUGAGAGCUUAGAAGACGAAGAACACCGACGUCGUCCUCAAGUGGUAGACGACGAAUUACUGAAGAAGGCGAUCGAAUCUGAUCCGACACAAACUGCAAGAAAACUUGCCCUAGAGUUCGGAUGUUCGAAUUCGACAAUUGACGAGCAUUUACAUACAAUUGGGAAGACAAAUCGGUGCGGCAAAUGGGUUCCUCAUAAGCUGAGUGAUGAAAAUAAAGCUGUCCGUAAAUCGAAAAAAAAUCGAAGAGUUGGGCUGGAAAGUUUUGCCGCAUCCGCCGUAUAG
This is a messenger RNA of Necator americanus (New World hookworm), 900 nucleotides long. RefSeq lists its product as uncharacterized. Bases 1 to 900 code for a protein of 299 amino acids. The record is from RefSeq and is a predicted model, not a curated record. Gene Ontology annotation, molecular function: histone H3K36 methyltransferase activity; double-stranded DNA binding; DNA topoisomerase binding. The transcript has 5 exons. NCBI's taxonomy places the organism in Eukaryota, Metazoa, Nematoda, Chromadorea, Rhabditida, Ancylostomatidae. Gene Ontology annotation, cellular component: condensed chromosome; site of double-strand break; nucleus. Gene Ontology annotation, biological process: DNA integration; DNA double-strand break processing; mitotic DNA integrity checkpoint signaling.